Messenger RNA from Pundamilia nyererei, 3247 nucleotides. Its product is annotated as collagen alpha-1(XXI) chain-like. The coding region runs from base 1 to 3129 and encodes 1042 amino acids. The record is from RefSeq and is a predicted model, not a curated record. NCBI's taxonomy places the organism in Eukaryota, Metazoa, Chordata, Actinopteri, Cichliformes, Cichlidae. The transcript is spliced from 32 exons.
AUGUUGUACAAUCAUUCCACUCUGGAACAAGAACAAGAAGAGCCCCAAAUCCACAUCCAUGAAAUCCAAAGUGUCGAGGAACGUUUUAGCACUGAUGGCUCAGCUCACAGCUCUGUGCCGUACAGCGUGCUCGUAGAGCUAAUACCUCAGCAGGUUGGGCUGGCCUGCGGUGCACUGUUCUCCUACAGAGCCAUGUUGCUGUGGUCAGUAUGGAGUGUAAUUUUACUACUGACGACAGUGGACGCUGCAGAGGAGGAAGAUGUGAGAGCAGGCUGCAGCACGGCUGUCAAUGACCUGGUAUACAUCAUUGAUGGCUCAUGGAGCGUUGGCGUCUCGGACUUUGACACUGCCAAGCAGUGGCUCAUCAACAUCACCAGCCAGUUUGAUAUCAGUUCCCACUACACACAGGUGGCUGUGAUACAAUACAGUGACACACCUCGGCUGGAGAUUCCUCUUGGGAAACACCAGGGAGUAGCAGAGCUCAUCAAGGCCAUACGGAGCAUCAGCUACCUGGGAGGAAACACACAGACUGGCAGGGCCAUCAAGUUUGCAGUGGACCACGUGUUUGCCUCCUCCCAGCGGGGCAAUCUGGUCAAGAACCGCAUCGCUGUGGUGGUUACAGAUGGCAAAUCACAGGAUGAUGUGGUUGACGCCAGCAUGGAGGCUCGAGCACAGAGUAUUACUGUAUUUGCUGUGGGAGUUGGCACUGAGAUCACCACUUCAGAGCUGAUCUCCAUUGCCAAUAAACCUUCAUCUACCUAUGUCCUGUAUGCUGAAGAUUACACCACCAUCGAUCGUAUUCGAGACUCCAUGGAGCAGAAGCUUUGUGAAGAGUCUGUUUGUCCCACACGAAUCCCAGUGGCAUCCCGUGAUGAGAAAGGCUUCGAGCUGAUGGUGGGCAUGAACAUUCAGACCAAGGCAAAGAAGAUCCCUGGCUCUUUAGUUUCUGAGACUGCCUAUGCACUUGCUGCCUCCACAGACAUUACUGAGAACACCAGGGAGAUUUUCCCAGAAGGCCUUCCUCCAUCAUACGUGUUUGUGUCCACUCUACGUCUGAAAGGGAUCUCUAGCAAGCUGUCCUUCGACCUUUGGAGGGUGCUGUCAAAGGAUAAGGCGAUUCAAGCUGCAGUAACACUGAGCGGAAAAGACAAAACUGUUACCUUCACCACCACCAGUACGACAGAGAAAGAGCAGAAAGCUGUCUUUAAAACAGGCUUUCAGACUCUUUAUGAUGGAAAAUGGCAUCAGAUUAAAGUACUAGUGAGGCAUCGCCAGGUCACCGGUUUCCUUGACGACCAGCGCAUCCAGGAACUAAUGCUGAAACCGGUGGAGCCAAUUUACAUCAAUGGGGAAACGCAGGUGUCUAAGAGGCGAGGAACAGACAUCACUGUACCUGUGGAGAUUCAGAAGCUGCGUCUCUACUGUGAUCCCCAUCAGAGCGAGAGAGAAACAGCUUGUGAAAUCUACUCCGUCGAUGAUGAAAGGUGCCCUCUGAAUAGAAGUGCCACAGUGGAAGAAGAAGACUGCGAUUGUGUAGUCGGCCCACCAGGACCCACGGGUUCACCAGGUGAGAAAGGGACACAUGGGCCACGAGGGCCUGAAGGCAAGCCUGGUAAAGAAGGAAAACCUGGUGAUCCUGGCCCCCAGGGGUUUCCAGGGAUGAAGGGUGAAGCAGGUCCGACAGGAGCAAGGGGAGCACCUGGUCCUAAAGGUGCAAAGGGAGACAGAGGCGAGCCAGGCUUAACAGGAGAACCAGGUCUCCCAGGACCUAAGGGUCUCCCUGGUGAGAGAGGAGAGCCAGGACCUCCAGGAGAAGCUGGGCCGAUGAGCACCAAUCCACUGCUGGAGCCCUCCCCAACACAUGCACUGGUCUCACACAGUCAUAACAUCACGGUGUGGUACGGGAACUGCACAGUACAGCAACAGAAAGCCCUGCAGAGGGUCGUGCGCACAGCUGAACGCACUAUGGGAACAUCUUUACCAACACUGCAGGACAUCUACGCUGAAAGGUGCAGAUCCCGGGCCAUCAGGAUCACUAACGACUCCAGCCAUCCCGCUUACAAACUGUUCAGGCCACUGAGGGAGAGAAGGGUGAUACUGGGCCAACUGGUGCUGCUGGAGCUCAAGGUGCCCCGGGGGCGCGGGGACCUCCUGGUGAACCAGGUCAACAGGUACCUCUGGGUGAAAAGGGGUUGCCUGGCCCACAAGGGAGCCCCAGGGCCCCGGGGGCCGCCUGGAGAGAUUGGCCGAGAUGGUCCCAAGGGGAGCUGUGGAGAUCCAGGAGUGGUUGGUCCUGUUGGUCCACCAGGCCUGACGGGAUCAAGUGGAGAACCAGGCGUUCCAGGGCUGCCAGGGGCCAUGGGUCUGCCAGGGUUCAAAGGUCAUAAGGGGGAGAGAGGUGAACCUGGGUCCAAAGGAGCACAGGGCGAAGUGGGACCCAGGGGAUGGAAAGGAGAGAAAGGAGUGACAGGUGAUACGGGCCCCAGAGGACCCGAUGGAAAGAAGGGUGACAUGGGCCACAUGGGUGUCAUUGGUCCCAGGGGAUUUCCCGGACAGGAUGGGUCGCCAGGCCAACCGGGCCAACCAGGCCAACCGGGAUAUCCUGGCAAACCUGGUAAGCCUCCCUCAGACGAACAUCUCGUAAAGCUCUGCACUGAUGUUCUGCGUAACCAGCUGCCAGCAUUGCUACAGAGCCUGACUCCUCACUCUAGAUGUGAACCCUGCCAGGGUGUGAAGGGUCCUCCAGGUGAGCCGGGAGCACCGGGACCCAAAGGCUCCAUGGGAACUCCAGGCUACCCUGGCAGAAAUGGCGCUCCUGGUUACCCAGGACCUCCUGGAAUACAGGGCCCCGCAGGCCUCAAAGGUGACAUGGGACCCAGAGGGUUGAAAGGCAGAAAAGGAGAUGGAGACCAGGGACCACCAGGACCACCUGGACACCAAGGGAUUCAGGGUCCCCGUGGCUUUGAUGGGAUUGGCCAGCCGGGCAACCAGGGAAUCCCAGGCAAACCAGGCCCACCGGGAGAUCCUGGCAAAAGGGGUAGCCCAGGACUUCCAGGGGUUUGUGACAUCUCUAUGUGCUAUCAGACCUACAAUCUCAGGGAACACUACAGCAAAGGACCACACAUCUGAUGACAUGGGAGUGAGAGAGGUUGCGUUUGACUUGGCACACACUGCUGACACCUUUAAGACAGAGAUAUCUGCAGCCAAGGCAGUUGUAACCUCAUGAGCUGGUAUGAACAGAAAUAGG